AAUUAAGAAAAUAGUAUAUCUCAUAUACAUCUCUUGCAAAUAUAAACUUAAAACACAAACUACAAAUCAUAUAAAAAAUAAUAAUCUUGAUUACAAAUAAAGUAUCGGGCGGGCCGACCCUAGUCUAAACUAAAGAUUGCUUUCUUUCUUUUUUGGUUCUAUAUUAGGAGGCAAAACUCACUGGAAAUAAUUUUGGACCAAAUAAAAUUUGGAUUUGCCACUUGAACCGGUUCCUCCUCAAAUUAAGGUGCAACUCUACUCAUGAUACUGGGCCUGUAAAUAUAUAAGUGGGCUUUAUGUUAGGCCCAUUUUUCAAGCUAGCGUUUUCACCCUCACUUGCCCACAAACACAAAAAAGUUCUUCAGCGACGAGAUUGAGAAACGAGGAACGACGAUGGCGACGAAUCUCCUGAAACUCUCCUCUCAAAUCCGCCGCCUCUCUCCACUCACCGGAUCCCUAACCGUCCGCACCUCCGCCACAUCCACCGGAUCAUCAGGAUCGAAGAAAGUCUCCGACCGAAUCGUCAAGCUCUCCGCGAUCGAUGCCGACGGAGACAAGAAGGACAUCAUCGGCCUCUCCGGCCAGACUCUCCUCCGCGCGCUCACCCACACCGGCCUGAUCGAUCCGCUGUCGCAUAGGUUGGAUGAUAUCGACGCUUGCUCGGCCGAGUGCGAGGUCCAGAUCGCUGAGGAGUGGCUCGAGAAGCUCCCGCCCCGUACCUACGACGAGGAGUACGUGCUGAAGCGUAACUCGAGAUCACGUGUGCUGAACAAGCACUCGCGUCUCGGGUGUCAGGUUGUGUUGACGCAGGAGCUUCAAGGUAUGGUUGUGGCUGUCCCUGAAGCUAAGCCUUGGGACAUCCCGUAAGGUGUAGUAGGGGUCUCUGAGUCGCUCUCUAUUUGUUGUUUUUUGCGUUAUUGGGAAUAAAUGGAUUUGGAAAGUUCAGGCAGAUGAUUAUGAUAUUGAAUCUGUGAUCUUCCUUUUGAAACUUAAUUGUAAUGUGGUUGAAGAACUUGCUUGUUUUAAACGAUUCCCUGCUUCUGAGUAUGGGUUUUGCAUUUUAAUUGAAUAUUGCUUUCUUGGUUUUA
Brassica napus (rape) is the source of this 1088-nucleotide messenger RNA. Its product is annotated as 2Fe-2S ferredoxin-like. Gene Ontology annotation, biological process: P450-containing electron transport chain. Lineage: Eukaryota; Viridiplantae; Streptophyta; Magnoliopsida; Brassicales; Brassicaceae. Gene Ontology annotation, cellular component: mitochondrion. Gene Ontology annotation, molecular function: 2 iron, 2 sulfur cluster binding. Bases 394 to 867 code for a protein of 157 amino acids. The transcript has a single exon. The record is from RefSeq and is a predicted model, not a curated record.